UUUUUUUUGUUCCAAUUCUUCAAAAGUUUUUCUACCGGGCAUCCUCACUGCGUCCAUGUUCCGAACUUGUUCGGCAUCCGCGCCAGAUAACUUUGUUGUAGGAAAGUUCAAAAAUAGCCACGACGCGCAUGCGACUUACGGCCGACGACGACGUUACAACUUUGAACUUUUUAGAACGGUGUCAGUCCCGAGACCGAUGACAACCCGUCGCUCCGUUUACAUUCCGUUAUAACCUUCUCCACUUACAAAUAAAUGUUAUCGAAGUACUACAACAAAAAUGGCUGACUAUUGGAAAUCACAAGAUAGGAAAUACUGCGAUUUUUGUAAAUGUUGGAUCGCUGACAACAAACCUAGCGUACAGUUUCACGAAAAUGGUAAAAGACACAAAGAUAAUGUCUCAAAGAGGCUAUCGGACAUAUCGAGAAGGAGUGCCAAGAAGCAAAAGGAAGCGGCGAAGCUCGAUAUGGAAAUGAAGAAAAUGGAAGCGGCUGCGAUGCGAGCUUACAUGAAAGAUAUCGCGUCAAACCCUGACUAUAGUUCACAAGAGUUCAAAAAUCAGAUCGAAUCGAGAGGGGACGAUCUUACCAGGUUGUGCAUGACUUUAGAACAGCCAGGCCCUAAGCGCAACUUGAAUCUGUUUCCGUCUAAUCAACAGCUACAGCUGCUUCAACAACAGCAGCAGCAACAGCACCAACAACCACAACAACAACAACAAGAGGGAAAGAAAAAAGACAAAAAGAACAAAAAAAAGGUUGCAGUUGUAAAAGAAAAGAAAAGAGUCUGGUUUGAAACAAUGUCUGCACAAGGACAUCUAUAUUACUGGAACAGUGAAACAAAACAAUCAUCGUGGAUUAAACCUGAGGAAUUUAUUUCUCUCGAUGAACAAAAGAUGCUGGCAGAGGCACCUUUGGUCAGGCAAGAAAUUGACAUGCAGAAAGCAGACGAGGAGAGAGAGAGAUUCAUAGACACAGUCGAAGACGAGGCAGAAAUCAGGUCUUGGAGAAUGAGAGAGGAAAUAAGGAAAGCGGUCAGCGUCGUCAAAGAAGAAGAACCCGAACCUCCGAAAUGCGAGAUUUCAGGUCCUAUAUUAGGGCCAGAUCCUAAACCUGAGCCGUACGGGAAAUGGACUGUAGUUAAACAAGUCGAGCAAAAAGUUGUAGACUUGCAGGUACCAAAGCAAGAAUUCGUUGAGAUCAAUGUUCCUCCGGUGUACGAGCCCAAAAUUAAAAUAAAAGAGAAGCAAGUCACUUCUUUGGAAGAUGAAGGAGGUCCUUCGAGUUUUAAAAAGCGCAAGCCGAAUCCAGGAAGGAUGAACAUAAGGAGAAGGCUAGAUGACGACGAUUGAAACAAAUUAUUGAUUAAAAAAACUGUUUUUAUAAAGUAAUUUAUAAAUGUGCAUUUGUAUAAAUGUUGGUCUUUAUUUGGUUCAAGGUGUAAAAUAUUUUUUUUUAAAUUAUGUAAAUAGAAAUUUUUUUCAGUACAUACAUUAUCAGUGCAA
Cimex lectularius (bed bug) is the source of this 1498-nucleotide messenger RNA. Its product is annotated as WW domain-binding protein 4. NCBI's taxonomy places the organism in Eukaryota, Metazoa, Arthropoda, Insecta, Hemiptera, Cimicidae. The transcript has 6 exons. Gene Ontology annotation, cellular component: nucleus; precatalytic spliceosome. The record is from RefSeq and is a predicted model, not a curated record. Gene Ontology annotation, biological process: mRNA splicing, via spliceosome. Bases 278 to 1345 code for a protein of 355 amino acids. Gene Ontology annotation, molecular function: zinc ion binding; RNA binding; protein binding.